AACAGGAAGUUCCGGGUAGCCUGCCACCAUUCUUCAGAAUAAAGAAAACGACAGAACGGUGUUGUGCGUUUCGCUUUAUUACUACAGGCCAACUCCGAUUAUGUCUGCGGCCGAUAACAUCAAAAGUGAGGAUAAACCCAAUCUACAGUCACUGGGUCCUGAUUGUGACAGUGCAGCCCAGUUUACACUGCAGGAUCCAGAGAUGGAAUCAGUGAAGCUGGAAGACUGCAGUCAAACACUGGAGCUGAAUGUCAACAUUAAAGAUGAAGAAGAGGAUGAGAAGAUUGGGACAUCUGUGUAUGAUGGAGACCAUGUUGAGACAUUCUCUAUAUCCGGAGAGCAACAGCAGGAAAAUCACAGAGCUAAGAGGUCUCACCCCUGCCCACAUUGUGAGGAGAUUUUCCCAAUUCUAUCAAAACUAGAAAUGCACUUAAAAAUACACACAGGAGAGAAUCUGUAUUCCUGCACUGACUGUGGGAAGAGUUUCACAACAUCACAGGCUCUGACAGUUCAUCUGCGAGUCCACACUGGAGAAAAACCUUACUCCUGCUCUAUCUGUGGGGAGAGUUUCUCUCAACAGAGCAGCUUAAAAACACACCAACGUGUACACACAGGAGAGAAGCCUUACUUGUGCUCUGACUGUGGGAAGAGUUUCUCCACAUCAAGCAGCUUAAAAACACACCAACGUAUGCACACAGGAGAGAAGCCUUACUCCUGCUCUGACUGUGGGAAGAGCUUCACCUCAUCAAGCAGCUUAAAACAACACCAACGUGUACACACAGGAGAGAAGCCUUACUCCUGCUCUGACUGUGGGUCGAUUUUCUCUCAACACAGCACCUUAAAACAACACCAACGUGUACACACAGGAGAGAAGCAUUACUUCUGCUCUGACUGUGGAAAAUGUUUCACAAGAUCAGUUGAGCUAAGAGUUCAUUGGAGAACACACACAGGAGAGAAGCCGUACUGCUGCUCUGACUGUGGGAACAGGUUCUCUCAACAGGGCCACUUAAAAUGUCACCAGCGAAUACACACAGGAGAGAAGCCUUACUACUGCUCUGACUGUGGGAUGAAUUUCUUUCAACAGAGCGGCUUAAAGUCACACCAACGUAUACACACAGGAGAGAAGCCUUACGUGUGCUCUGACUGUGGGAAGAGUUUUUCAAGUCAGAGCAACUUAAAAACACACCAACGUAUACAUAAAGGAGAGAAGCCUUACUCCUGCUCUGACUGUGGGAAGUGCUUCACAACAUCAACUGAGAUAAAAGUUCAUCAAAGAAGACACACAGGAGAGAAGCCUUACUACUGCUCUGACUGUGGAAAGAGUUUCACCCGAUUGGCUACCUUAAAAACACAUCAAUGUAUACAUAAAGGAGAGAAUUCACACCACUUCUCUCAGACCAGCUAAGAUUAAAGACACUCCAUCAAUUAAUCCUCAUCUCAUAAAAGAAGUGGUAACAAUGAAUUUGAUAACAUUAAGAAAGAGCAACACUAUUGUAAUCAUAUUGUUUCUCACUGUGAGGGAACUGUGAAGAGGAAAGAGUGCCUUAUAGAAUGAUGUCAUUGGAAAUUCUAUCCUUUUUUUAAUGCGUCAUGUGCACAUGUGUUGAUGUUGGGGUGGUGCUGGAGAUGAUGAAUAUGAAGUUGAAACAUUUUAGAAAUUUCCCAUUAAGGCAAAAACAAUAGGAUGGUGGUUGGUCGGGUGGAUGGAUGGGUCAGCAUAUUUCAUGAACGUCUAGCAACCCAAAGGUUUCAUGUUUGAAUCUCUUCACGGACAAAUUUAGCAUUUUAGCUAAUAAGCACCGUUUCAACUACACUACAUGACCAAAAGUAUGUGGGCACCUGCUCGUCGAACAUCUCAUUCCAAAAUCAUGGGCAAUAAUAUGGACUUGGUCCCCCUUUUGCUGCUAUAACAGCCCCCACUCUUCUGGGAAGGCUUUCCACUAGAUGUUGUAACAUUGCUACGGGGACGUGCUUCCAUUCAGCGACAAGAGCAUUAGUGAGGUUGGGCACUGAUGUUGAGCGAUUAGGCCUGGAUCGCAGUCGAUAUUCCAAUUCAUCCCAAAAAUGUUUGAUGAGGUUGAGAUCAGGGUUCUGUGCAGGCCAGUCAAGUUCUUUCAAACCGUUUUUGACAAACCAUUUCUGUAUGGACGUCUAUUUGUGCUCAGGGGCCUUGUCAUACUGAAACAGGAAAGGGCCUUCCCCUUGGUGCCACAAAGUUGGCAGCACAGAAUCAUCUAUAAUGUCAUUGCAUGCUGUAGCGUUAAGAUUUCCCUUCACUGGAACUAUGGAGCCCGAACCAUGAAAAGCAGCCCCAGACCAUUAUUCCUCCUCCACCAAACUUUACAGUUGGCACUAUGCAUUGGGGCAGGCAGCGUUCGCCUGGCAUUCACCAAACACAGAUUUUUCCGUCAGACUGCCAGAUGAUGAAGCGUGAUUCAUCACUCCAGAGAACACGUUUCCACUGCUUCAGAGUCCAAUAGCGGCGAGCUUUACACCACUCCAGCCAAUGCUUGGCAUUGCGCAUGGUGAUCUUAGUCUUGUGUGCGGCUACUCGGCCAUGGAAACCCAUUUCAUGAAAGUCCCGACGAACAGUUCUUCUGCUGCUGUUAUUUCCAGAAGCAUUUUGGAACUCGAUAGGACAGGCAAUUUUUACGUGCUACGCGCUUCAGCACUAGGCGGUCCCGUUCUUUGAGCUUGUGUAGCUUACCACUUCACGGCUGAGCCAUUCUUGCUCCUAGACGUUUCCACUUCACAAUAACAGAACUUACAGUUGACCAGGGCAGCUCUAGCAAGGAACAAAUUUGACGAACUGACUUGUUGGAAAGUGGCAUCCUAUGAUGGUGCCACAUUGAAAGUCACUGAGCUCUUCAGUAAGGCCAUUCUACUUCCAAUGUUUGUCUAUGGAGAUUGCAUGGCCGUGUGCUCGAUUUUAAACACCUGUCAGCAACGGGUGUGGCUGAAGUAGCCAAAUCCACUAUUUUGUGUGUGUAUAUAUAGUGUACUUAGCAUGUUAAUUAAUGUUUGCAACAACAAAUUGGAAUUUGUAAAAUAUCAUAUGUAUCGCAAAUUCGAAACAGUGUACGAAUUGUAAUUCAUACUAUACAUCUUAGAAAUCAUAUUACAUUCAUAGGCCAAUGUAACAUAACAUACUGUGUCAUACUAAAUUGAGUGGUAUGGUUUUGCUCUGACACCAAGUUCUCCCUCUGCAGUUUUCUGUGGGAAUGAGCUAGUAGAUACAACAUGUGUCAGAUAGAGAUGAUGUGAUGAUCAGUUUUCUGUGGGAAUGAGUUAGUAGAUACAACAUGUAUCAGAUAGAGAUGAUUUGAUGAUCAGUUUUCUGUGGGAAUUAGUUAGUAGAUACAACAUGUAUCAGAUAGAGAUGAUGUGAUGAUCAGUUUUCUGUGGGAAUGAGUUAAUAGACAACAUGUAUCAGAUAGAGAUGGUGUGAUGAUCAGUUUUCUGUGGGAAUGAGUUAGUAGAUACAACAUGUAUCAGAUAGAGAUGAUUUGAUGAUCAGUUUUCUGUGGGAAUGAGUUAGUAGAUACAACAUGUAUCAGAUAGAGAUGAUUUGAUGAUCAGUUUUCUGUGGGAAUGUGUUAGUAGAUACAACAUGUAUCAGAUAGAGAUGAUUUGAUGAUCAGUUUUCUGUGGGAAUGAGUUAGUAGACAACAUGUAUCAGAUAGAGAUGGUGUGAUGAUCAGUUUUCACCAUUACUUUGGGUGGAUUCUUUUUUACUACAUAAUGACUUUUGUUUAAUGAUACAGUCAUUUAACAUGACCUUGUGAUAGCUAUGAAACAGCUACCUGUUUAUUCAAUUGUCUUUUAAAACUAGAUUAAUUAUUUUAGUCAUUGAUAAUUAAUGCAUUUGGAUAACUGUAAUGAACUUCAUUUAUCUGCUAAUGAAAAAUAAACAUUCUACAUGAAUUUGUGCUGGUCAACCUUUGUUUUGUGGGUUAUCUAUACAGAAAAUACAAUGUUUUUGUUUAAUUCACGGCAUUCAAAAUAAUUUACAUGUCUAUCUACUCAAAACAUGUCACUACACCUUUACACAUCACCAUGGGGACAAACCACUUUGCUAGCCACCAGUAAUUGCUACAAUGCACACAAAUAGAUGUUUUGCAGUAUAAAGGACUUACAUAUGUUUCUUGUUAAAUAAAAUGAUAUUGUGCAAUGAAA
Salvelinus fontinalis (brook trout) is the source of this 4176-nucleotide messenger RNA. RefSeq names its product zinc finger protein 501-like. NCBI's taxonomy places the organism in Eukaryota, Metazoa, Chordata, Actinopteri, Salmoniformes, Salmonidae. The transcript is spliced from 3 exons. The coding region runs from base 101 to 1405 and encodes 434 amino acids. The record is from RefSeq and is a predicted model, not a curated record.